Molecule: messenger RNA, 2772 nt
Organism: Megachile rotundata (alfalfa leafcutting bee)
Lineage: Eukaryota; Metazoa; Arthropoda; Insecta; Hymenoptera; Megachilidae
Gene: kdn
Product: citrate synthase
Biological process (GO): carbohydrate metabolic process; citrate metabolic process; tricarboxylic acid cycle
Cellular component (GO): mitochondrial matrix
Source: RefSeq, a predicted model, not a curated record
AUAUAAAGCGAUAAAAAAUAAUUGAAAACUCUCGAUGCAUUUUAAAUGUUAUUGUGAUCGCCAUGGCUGAAUGUUGUUUGUUUAAUUUCGUAAUGUAUUUAAUAAAAUCAUUUUUAUGGUUUUACGUAAACAUAAUAUGAUAGAUCUGUGAUUACGGAUAAUCCUUCGAGGAUACCUGCAGUUGUGCGCAUGCGUUUUAAAAAUUCGUGACGAACGAAAAGAGGAGUUAGUUGAGCUGGGCGCCAGAGCUCCGCGUGGUCAGUUGGAUAGUCGGCGUGACGGUAACAAGAAAGAGGAAGGGUCCAUAAGGCAGGAUAUAAAGAACAAUGGCACUCUUCCGUUUCAGCCCAAAACGUUGUUUGGAAGUUCAGAAACUAACAACAACAGUAUAUCUGAGACAGCUCAGCGAUGCAUCCACCGAUCUGAAAAAAGUGCUAGCUGAAAAGAUUCCGAAGGAACAAGAACGUAUCAAGGCUUUCCGUAAACAACAUGGGAACACCAAAGUUGGAGACGUUACCGUCGACAUGAUGUACGGCGGUAUGCGUGGAAUCAAAGGUCUCGUAUGGGAACCAUCAGUUUUGGAUCCUGAGGAGGGUAUCAGGUUCCGAGGAAAGUCCAUUCCCGAAUGUCAGAAGCUGUUACCUAAAGCAAAUGGAGGCGAAGAGCCUCUUCCGGAAGGUCUGUUCUGGCUGCUGAUCACGGGUGACGUCCCCACGGACGCACAGGUGAAAGCGAUCUCCCAAGAAUGGGCCGCAAGGAGCGCGUUGCCCGAUCACGUCGUCAAAGCUAUCAACAACUUUCCCAAAACUCUCCACCCCAUGACUCAAUUCUCUGCUGCCAUUACUUUGCUUAACAGCGAAAGUGAAUUCGUGAAGGCCUAUACCAAAGGUGUUCACAAGAGCAAGUACUGGGAGACGGUCUAUGAGGAUUCGAUGAACUUGAUCGCGAAACUGCCAGUAGUUGCCGCCGCGAUAUACAGAAACAUUUACAAGGGUGGCAAAGGUCUGGGAUCCGUCGACGCUGGCAAAGAUUGGUCCUGCAAUUUCGCGAACAUGCUCGGUUACGAUAACAAGGAGUUCAUUGAGCUCAUGCGGUUGUAUCUGACGAUACACUCUGAUCAUGAAGGUGGAAACGUUUCUGCGCACACGACUCACUUGGUGGGCUCGGCGUUGUCUGAUCCUUACCUGUCUUUCGCGGCCGGUAUGAACGGUUUGGCUGGACCUCUUCAUGGUCUCGCAAACCAAGAGGUAUUAGUAUGGCUGGAGAAACUUCGUGCUCAAAUUGGAGAGAGCCCCAGCGACGAUAAGCUCAAAGAUUUCAUUUGGAACACCCUGAAGAGUGGUCAGGUCGUUCCUGGAUAUGGUCACGCCGUACUGAGAAAGACUGACCCCAGAUAUACGUGCCAGAGAGAAUUCGCGUUGAAACAUUUGCCGGACGACAAAUUAUUCAAGUUGGUUGCUCAAGUGUACAAAAUAGUUCCUCCCAUCCUUUUGGAAACCGGCAAGGUAAAGAACCCAUGGCCAAAUGUAGACGCGCAUUCAGGAGUUCUGUUACAAUACUAUGGAAUGAAGGAAAUGAAUUAUUAUACCGUCCUGUUUGGAGUAUCGCGUGCACUUGGUGUACUCGCAGCUCUCGUUUGGGAUCGUGCUCUUGGCCUACCGAUCGAAAGGCCCAAAUCUCUGAGCACCGAUCUUCUCAUGAAAAGCGUUAAAGCUUAAACAUCUUUAUUUAUGAAAAAAGGAAACGAACACACAAGACAGAAAAUCAGAAUCAUUAAAACUUUUAAGUUCGUGUCACACCAUUGUCAUGAUUUCAAAAGUAAAGAACUGACUGCUUUAUUAUCAUGUUAAAAAUGUUAUUAAUGCACGCUAAAGUGUAAUUUUACUCGAGCUCAUUUCGAAUUCAUUUCGCUAUGACUUCAAGGAAGUCUUUUUAAUUAAUGAAAUCUUAUUGAAAAGAUACGAGGCUAGGUAUUAAAAAAUGGUCAUCUCACGUAACGACGUAUUGAAAACGUAGACGUUCUAAAGCAAGAAAACGAUUUCGUGGUGCUUUGUAUCGUAAAAGCUCUUAUCUAUACUUUUUAAGUUCGCUAACAAUGCGAAUACUACGUAAAUGAGAUGAAGCUUUUAUGAUAUAAAGCCUUGUGUAAAAAAAAUAUAGUUUAAUUCGGUAUACAUAGUUCGAAUUGCCAAGCUCUUAAGUGAACAAUACAUUGACAGUAGACGCGAUUCAUUGUAAAUAUAUUUGUCGCUUUAUAUUUAACUUAAAUAGUAACAGUUUUAGAUGUAAAAGCGGUAAAUAUUAACGUAUGAAAAUUAGUAAAACAUUCAUUGUAAAAUUUAAGUGUGCGUAGUUAACGUUUUGAAGACAUUGUCUUGUAAAUUUGAUAGACACUGCCAAACAAAAUAUCAGAUGAUUGUAAAAUUUAAUUGGAUUGCAAUAAAUAUUUUUACUUUGGUCGUUACGAUAAAGUGAAAACUUAUUCCAUUAACCAAAAAAUUUACAAAAAAUAAUUAUUUUAGUAACCCAUGUAAAAUAGAAAAUGUAUAGGGCUAAUGAAAUAUGUAAACGACGUUGCAAUAUUAGCGCACCAGUUAUUGGUUUUAGAUUCAACAAAUACGACAGAAAAAUGGCUCAAAUAAAUCGAGUCAUUACAAUUCACAAGAAUUAAAAAAAUGACCAGUGGUAGAUCCACUGUUACGAGAAUGAGUGAGUGUGUGCGAUACUUUAUUUAUAACGAACGUAAAAAUAAACAUAUCUUCAAAAACUUAA